Messenger RNA from Paramuricea clavata, 624 nucleotides. The record is from the annotation of a GenBank genome assembly. NCBI's taxonomy places the organism in Eukaryota, Metazoa, Cnidaria, Anthozoa, Malacalcyonacea, Plexauridae.
AUGCGACCGUUAGGAAAAGUGCUCAAGACAGUGACACUCGAAGGACGACCAUGGAAACAAGAAUUGAACCGUUUUCUUUUACAAUAUCGUACCACUCCACAUUGCUCUACAGGAGUACCUCCAUCAGAACUGUUGUUUAACCGAGUGAUAAAAGGAAAAUUACCAGUUACAAACAGCAAGAAGAUUGUCAAUCGACAUAAAGAAGCUCGAGACAAUGAGAAAACACGACAAGAACGCAACCGAGAAUAUGCAAAUCAAAGGAGAAACACAAGAAAAAGUGAUCUACAAGUUGGAGAUUAUGUACUGGUUGGACAAGAAAAGAAAAACAAGCUAACUGCGAAUUUUAAUCACAAACCGUAUAAAGUGAUAAAGAAAACUGGUUCAGAGAUACUUGCCCAAAGUAAAGAUGGUCAUAUUGUGAAACGGAACGUGUCACAUUUCAAGCGAAUAAAUAAACCACGAGAAGAAGACAUUGAUGAUGACGGUUUCGAUUAUGAAGAAAACUCGCAGGACAAUCAACCAUCCAUCAGUAAUGAAAACAACGAAGUACCAAGAAGAUCAAGCCGAAUUCGAAGACCACCGAAUCGAUACGGACAUGAAUAUCCAUCAAAUCUAAUAAACUAA